UGUUGGCCCAAAAAACAAGAAAAUUGGCACGCAGGAUUUUUUUCCCCCAGUGAAACACUCGUAAAAGAUAACACCAUGUUUUCUUCGGGUGCUUCUUUCACUAGCUUAGUGAAACUUCCAGUACAUCAUUUGGGAUGACCGGCGGUGGAGACGCACCGCUGCCGCCGGCAGACAAUGGCGGAGAGUUUCUUCUCUCUCUUCUCCAGAGGUCCCCCAAUCACCCGCAACCUCCACUGCAACCACCACUGACGGCGCCACCGCCGUCACUCGAGCACCAGCAACAAUCACUGACGCUUGAUCCCGCCGUGGCAGCCAUAGGACCUACGAUCCCCAUCAUGCCACCGUGGCCGAGUAACGGGCGUGAUCCCCAACAUCAUCUUCCGUCUUGGCCUCACACAAUCUCUCCUCAUUACCCGCCAAAUUUCUUCGGGUUGCCCCACAACCUGUUCCCUCCUCCUCGGCUCCCCGUGGAUCACUUCCCUGGGGAUCCAAUUCCUGUGGGGAACAUUGGAGUCACCCAUGGCGAUGAUCUAAUAAGAUUAGGGUUUCCAGUUGAUCCUUCUGCAGGUAAUCGGAUUGAUGCUUUUGUUCAGCAGCAGAAGCAGCAGGAACAUAAGCUGAAGUUUGGUUCGUUACCAAGUGAUGUUUUGGGUAGGGAAGUAUCGUCCGAUGGGGAUUCUUUGCUCAAUUUGGUGUUCAAUGUUGGCACUGGGCGGGAAGCGGGAUUGAGCAGAAGCUAUAAUGGGUUAGAUAGAAAUUUCCAUUUGGAUCCCAAGGCGACUUCUAAUACGAAUUCAAGUGUGAAUGUGGUUGGGAAUCCACAUCAUGAUGGCCGUGACCUGGACCGAAGAGGGUGUGGCCGGGGAAAUAACUAUCAAGGUGGAAACUACAGGCCUGAAACAAGGCAGUCGCCAUCAGGUUUUUCAAACAAGCCCAAAGGAAGAGGCUAUUGGGUCUCUGGGUCUAGAAGAAGGGGUUCAGAUAUUCAUGACGGUUGGGAGGCUGCUAAUUCUGGUUCAUUGGGUGGGGAAUACGAGAAUGUGACCGCUGAGAAGGAACGAGUGGGAAAACUGUUAUCAGAAAGAAGUAACAGCCGAGGCAAUAAAUCUAGUGAAGUGGGCCUUCCUGAACAGCUAGAUCGGCCGGGGCCACCCUCCGGCAGCAACCUUCAUUCAGUCUCAGGAUCGGACAUUGAAGAGGUUAGAAACAAUUUCCAGAGUAAAAUUGUCUUAGAUAGGGUUGGAGAUAAAUAUCAUGGAGUGGGUGUGUCCAAGGAGGAUAUUACUGACUCUGGCAGUGGUUUCGGUGAGCAAUUGGUUGAAUCCUUGUUGAAUGAGGGUGAAUCUGAAGACAAGAAUACCUCAGUCUCAAGGCAGCGCCGCACUCGUGAAAAGGAUGUCAGAUCGGACUCAAGGGGACAAAAGCUCCUAAGCCAGCGGGUGAGAAUGUAUAAAAGACUGAUGACGUGCCGAAGUGACAUAAAUAAUCUCAAUGCUCCCCUCCUUGCACUUUAUGAUUCGUUAAUACCUCCUGAAGAAGAAAAGGCCAAGCAGAAACAAUUACUAGCUUUACUGGAGAAACUAGUUUGUAAGGAAUGGCCAAAAGCUCAGCUUUAUCUCUAUGGAUCAUGUGCUAAUUCAUUUGGUGUUUGUAAAAGUGACGUUGAUGUUUGCCUUGCCAUUGAGGAAACAGACAUGGACAAAUCUGAGAUUUUAUUGAAGUUGGCUGAUAUUUUAAAAUCAGAUAAUCUACAGAAUGUGCAGGCUUUGACGCGUGCCAGGGUUCCUAUAGUUAAGCUCAUGGACCCUGCGACAGGAAUCUCCUGUGACAUAUGUGUUAACAAUCUCCUGGCUGUUGUGAAUACAAAGCUUCUUCAGGAUUAUGCACAAAUAGAUGCAAGGCUACGUCAGUUGGCUUUUAUCAUCAAACAUUGGGCCAAGUCAAGAGGAGUUAACGAAACUUACCAAGGGACCUUAUCCAGCUAUGCAUAUGUUUUAAUGUGCAUUCAUUUUUUACAAAUGAGGAGACCUGCUAUCCUUCCCUGCUUACAGGAGAUGGAGACCACAUAUUCUGUGACUGUGGAUGAUGUUAAAUGCGGUUACUUUGAUGAAGUUGAAAAACUACGUGAUUUUGGACGUCACAACAAGGAAACGAUUGCUCAACUUGUGUGGGGAUUUUUCUUUUACUGGGCAUACUGCCAUGAUUAUGCGGACUCUGUUAUAUCUGUACGUACAGGAAACGUAAUCAGUAAGCGAGACAAAGAUUGGACAAGGAGGAUUGGUAAUGAUCGGCAUCUAAUAUGCAUAGAGGAUCCGUUUGAAUUAUCUCAUGAUCUGGGUCGAGUGGUAGACAAAUCCAGCAUCAAGGUUAUCAGAGAAGAGUUUGAACGUGCCGCCAAUAUUCUUCAGUAUGAUUCAAAUCCAUGUGUUAAACUCUUCGAGCCCUAUGUCCCAAGUCCCAGGUAGAAAGAGGAGUUAGUUUUUUUUGGAUAUAAAUUGUAGGUGAGAUAACGGAUGCUGAGGGUGUAAAUCCUUUCUUUCUCCAUGGUAAAUCUUGGGCAUGUCUAUAUGUGUAUCUAUUUGGCCUUUGAAAAUUUUCCCCUAUUGUAAACAGCUUUCAGCCAUCUUGCUUUUAAAUUCAAACGGCAACAAUCAGUGUUAUGCAGAAAGUUUCUCGAUCA
Molecule: messenger RNA, 2680 nt
Organism: Prosopis cineraria
Lineage: Eukaryota; Viridiplantae; Streptophyta; Magnoliopsida; Fabales; Fabaceae
Product: UTP:RNA uridylyltransferase 1
Exons: 6
Coding region: 135-2465 (776 amino acids)
Molecular function (GO): RNA uridylyltransferase activity
Source: RefSeq, a predicted model, not a curated record